Messenger RNA from Grammomys surdaster, 1638 nucleotides. It is a transcript of the gene Cpa1, whose product is annotated as carboxypeptidase A1. The record is from RefSeq and is a predicted model, not a curated record. Bases 316 to 1575 code for a protein of 419 amino acids. The transcript has 10 exons. Gene Ontology annotation, biological process: proteolysis. Lineage: Eukaryota; Metazoa; Chordata; Mammalia; Rodentia; Muridae. Gene Ontology annotation, molecular function: zinc ion binding; metallocarboxypeptidase activity.
CGUCCUUGUUUCUGACGUAGUGAACUAACAGGAAGGUAUCUGGGGCUGUGGGAAACCGGAUGAGUAGUCCCAGCUGGGAGAUCUCAGGCGCAGCUGACCCCCAUGGUCAAGGGUGGAAGCCUGGCUUAUCUCUCCACCUGCCCCUUUCCCUGACACUUUAUCAGGAAGAGUGGAAAGGUGCCACAGUUUGGAACUCCUGCCUCUCCCUCUCCAUGGGACUUGAUCCAGAUGUGAGGGGAACUGUCCCCAGGGACCCCUGUCAGUGUUUAAAAAGGCCUCAGACCUCAGUCUUGGCCUCAGCCUGACCUUCUCACCAUGCAGAGGCUGCUGAUUCUGAGUGUGCUGCUGGGAGCAGUCUUUGGCAAUGAGAACUUUGUGGGGCACCAGGUUCUCCGAAUCUCUGCAGCCGAUGAAGCCCAGGUGCAGACAGUGAAGGAGCUGGAGGACCUGGAGCAUUUGCAGUUGGACUUCUGGCGGGAUCCUGCCCGGGCUGGUAUCCCCAUUGAUGUCCGAGUACCCUUCCCCAGUGUCCAGUCUGUGAAAGCAUUCUUGGAAUAUCAUGAUAUUAGCUAUGAGAUCAUGAUUGAAGAUGUGCAGUCACUGCUCGAUGAAGAGAAGCAGCAGAUGUCCGCCUUCCAGGCCAGGGCCCUGUCCACCGACACAUUCAAUUAUGCCACCUAUCACACUCUGGAUGAGAUCUACGAAUUCAUGGACUUGCUGGUGACAGAGCACCCACAGCUUGUGAGCAAGAUUCAGAUCGGCAACACCUUUGAAGAUCGGCCCAUCUACGUGCUGAAGUUCAGCACUGGAGGGAACAAUCGCCCAGCAAUCUGGAUUGACACUGGCAUUCAUUCCAGGGAGUGGGUCACCCAGGCUAGUGGGAUCUGGUUUGCAAAAAAGAUCACAAAAGACUAUGGCCAGGACUCCACUCUCAAAGCCAUUCUUGACAACAUGGACAUCUUCCUGGAGAUUGUCACCAACCCUGAUGGUUUUGCCUACACCCACAAAACGAAUCGCAUGUGGCGCAAGACCCGAUCACGCACCCAGGGCUCUCUCUGCGUUGGGGUGGAUCCCAACAGGAACUGGGAUGCUGGCUUUGGGAAGGCUGGAGCUAGUAGCAACCCCUGCUCGGAAACUUACCAUGGCAAGUUUGCCAACUCUGAAGUGGAGGUCAAGUCCAUCGUGGACUUUGUGACGGACCAUAAGAAUAUCAAGGCAUUUAUCUCCAUCCACAGCUAUUCCCAGCUCCUGCUCUACCCCUAUGGCUACAAAUCAGAUCCAGCUCCUGACAAGGAAGAGCUGGAUCAGCUAGCUAAGUCUGCUGUGUCAGCCUUGACAUCUCUCCAUGGGACCAAGUUCAAGUAUGGCAGCAUCAUUGAUACAAUCUAUCAAGCCAGUGGGAGCACUAUUGACUGGACCUACAGCCAGGGCAUCAAGUAUUCUUUCACUUUUGAGCUGAGGGACACUGGGCUCAGAGGUUUCCUGCUGCCUGCCUCCCAGAUCAUCCCCACGGCGGAGGAGACAUGGCUGGCCCUUUUGAAGAUCAUGGACCACACCUACCAAAACCCCUACUGAAGCAGCCCUAUGUCCUGCCUCUUUCUUCUCCUUAGCUCCAAUAAAGUCUGAUUGUAUGAGAAA